AAGGCUAGAAAGAAAUAAAAUGGGAAUAAUAGAGGUGAGAUGGGACUUCAGAUAGAGUGUUAUGGCGAAACCCUUACCACCUGGUGUGUGGUCCGUUCCGACAACCCCCCCACAGCCUUUUGCUGACAAGAACACUGAAACUGAGAAAGGAGACAGGGUGGCAUAUAAGUCUCAGCGGCCCUGCUCCCUAACCAGCUGUUCCUGAGCGGCCAGUAGAAACAUAUGGCCUGGAUGAUGAAACUCAAGGCAAAGAAUGCAUCACCACCGGCGCGGUCCACGUCCCUGUAGGUGUCGCGAGGUGAGGGAGAAGGGAGGCGGGGUCUGCGACUAGGGAGAAGCAGCCAAGCAGCGAAUAACUAAAUUCCAAAAGCUUCAGGGGAAGCACAGCCACUGCCAUAAAGUCGGGGUUCUCUGUCCCACGAGAGACCGCCCAGACGACCGUUCCACACCCCCUGCCCAUCCCAGUCCGGUCUGCGCCAGGCCCUAGAGGACUUGUAGUUUAUCCCGCUGUCACAGCAACGUUGGUACGGCCAAGACAACUACAAGACCCAGAAGCCAGCGCGCAGGUCCGAGGCGGAGUCGGCGGCGGUGGGUGUGCGAAUGCAGGGAGCCAGGAGGGUUAGCCUCGGCAGGUUCGCGAUGCAGCGGGCGGCGGUGCUGGUGCGGCGGGGCCCCUGGGGCCGUAGUCACAGCAGCGCCGCAGCUGAAGCCUCGGCGGCGCUCAAGGUGCGUCCGGAGCGCAGCCCUCGGGACCGCAUCCUCACCUUGGAGUCCAUGAACCCGCAGGUGAAGGCGGUGGAGUACGCUGUGCGCGGACCCAUCGUGCUCAAGGCCGGCGAGAUCGAGAUGGAGCUGCAGCGGGGCAUCAAAAAGCCGUUCACUGAGGUAAUCCGAGCCAACAUUGGGGAUGCCCAUGCUAUGGGCCAGCAGCCAAUCACCUUCCUCCGUCAGGUGAUGGCACUCUGCACCUACCCAAACCUGCUAAACAGCCCCAGCUUCCCGGAAGAUGCUAAGAAACGAGCCCGGCGGAUCCUGCAGGCUUGCGGUGGAAACAGCUUGGGAUCUUACAGUGCCAGCCAGGGGGUUAACUGUAUCCGGGAAGACGUGGCAGCCUUUAUCACAAGGAGAGAUGGUGUGCCUGCAGACCCAGACAACAUUUACCUGACCACUGGAGCUAGCGAUGGUAUUUCUACGAUCCUGAAGCUCCUGGUCUCCGGGGGAGGCAGGUCGCGGACAGGGGUGAUGAUCCCCAUCCCACAGUAUCCCCUGUACUCCGCCGUCAUCUCCGAGCUCGACGCUGUCCAGGUGAACUACUAUCUAGAUGAGGAGAACUGCUGGGCUUUGAAUGUGGAUGAGCUACGGCGGGCAGUGCGACAAGCCAAAGACCACUGUGACCCCAAAGUUCUCUGCAUUAUCAACCCCGGAAACCCCACAGGCCAGGUACAAAGCAGAAAGUGCAUAGAAGAUGUGAUUCACUUUGCCUGGGAAGAGAAGCUUUUUCUCCUGGCUGAUGAGGUGUACCAGGACAACGUGUACUCUCCGGACUGUACAUUCCACUCCUUUAAGAAAGUGCUCUACCAGAUGGGGCAGGAGUACUCCAGCAACGUGGAGCUCGCCUCUUUCCACUCCACCUCCAAGGGCUACAUGGGCGAGUGUGGCUACAGAGGGGGCUACAUGGAGGUGAUCAAUUUGCACCCUGAGAUCAAAGGCCAGCUGGUGAAGCUACUCUCAGUUCGUCUCUGCCCACCAGUGUCCGGACAGGCCGCAAUGGACAUCGUUGUGAAUCCCCCAGUACCAGGAGAGGAGUCCUUUGAGCAGUUCAGCAGGGAAAAAGAAUUUGUCCUCGGUAAUCUGGCCAAAAAAGCGAAGCUGACAGAAGAUCUGUUUAACCAAGUCCCGGGGAUUCAGUGCAACCCCUUGCAAGGAGCUAUGUAUGCUUUUCCUCGGAUUCUCAUUCCUGCCAAGGCCGUGGAGGCAGCUCAGUCCCAUAAAAUGGCUCCAGACAUGUUUUACUGCAUGAAGCUCCUGGAGGAGACAGGCAUCUGUGUCGUGCCUGGCAGUGGCUUUGGGCAGCGAGAAGGCACUUACCACUUCAGAAUGACGAUUCUCCCUCCGGUGGAGAAACUGAAGACAGUGCUCCACAAGGUGAAAGAUUUUCACCUCAAGUUCCUGGAUAAGUAUGCGUGAGGAUGCCUCAGGCACCUGAGGGAGACCUCUUUUUGGCUCUCCGUCCCAAUACUACCUGGGUCUUCCUCAUGGACUCUGCCUCAGACUGCACAACAGGUUACCAACCCUGUUCAUCAUCAUUUUUCCCAGGAGACUUCUUUCUUUGUGCCUUGAUGUUGAGAGUUCUCUUCCGAGCAAGCGGGGCUUUUACAAUGUCGUGCAGUCCCUGUGUUCUUUAAUGCAACCAGACUGAGUCAACUUGUUCAGCAGACAUAGCUGGAAUUCUCAGGAUCAACUAUCGCUGUUGUGUUUGGAGAGUUCCUUUGGGUUCUAAGCAGCCAGGGUACAUUGAGAUGAGAUAUUUCAGAUCUGGAGAAACCAGCAGGUGUUAGAAAAUAUGUGACUUAACAUGGUAAGGACUGGAAAUCCAGAAACUGACAGUGGGAUCCAUGAAAUUAAGGCCCUUAGCAGUGUGAAAAUGUAGUUUUGAGAACAGUAAAUCUGCAAGUGCAGUGAGGACUAGGAGAAAGCUUGUCAUUCUGGUCUGGGGCUAGGCAGCUCUUCACGGACAAGAAUAUUGAAGCCAGUAGUAAGAGAAGGGUCCCAUCAGAUAUCAGGUUACACUGUACUGAACACAGAGUAGGCAGGGGCCAUGCCUAGGUCAGAGGUCCUGAGUGGAACUGGGUGUAAAGCAGGCUGCGGGUUCAACUUGUGUCUUCUGGACAGCCUAGCAGCGUGAUGGCUUCGCACACUGAGCUUUGCACAUGCUUUUGCUGAGACCUUGGUAUAAAAGGUCUCCUUAGACUUCAGGGGCAUUGGGAAAAGCCCUGAAAUGUCUUGGUUAAGUGACAAUUCUCUUUGCUGUGGAUGGAUCCAUCCCACUGGUUAGUUAGAGGCAGUUUCCUCCAGAAGGUUUGGCUGAGCCUUUCUAUAAUUAUACUCAUUGCCCUCUGCUGGUGGCAGCAAAGAUAAGCAAAUGCCCUGAAUUAGGAGGUGAUCCUUUUAAAGAUCUCACAGUUAAGCCCCUGCCAGUGUAUUUUUAAUUGUUUGAAACUAAAUUUGGUUCAUUUUGUAACUUUAGUUGAUCACAGUGCCUGGUACACUGGCUGCCAUGAAGGAACACAUGCCAUCCGAGUCAGGGUGUUUUCACAUCAGUUUCCGGCCUCACUCUUGACCUGUGGGCAGUGUCCUAUAUCAUCAGCUGUCCCUCCAUGUCAGAGUAGCAGCCACCAACGAACUUUAUUCCUUGAAUUAGCACACCUGGGUGGGGCCAUGAGCACUCCAAGUGAACAGGUGCUACAGGGAGCUCCAGGCCAGGUUCUCCUUCCCAUCAUCCCUUUACCGUCUACUUUCUUCAGCGAGAAGUGAGGGAAGCUAUGACUAGCUCAGCAGGCUGGUGCCCAGUGAGUCAGGGGGAGCUUAAGAGGCUAGAGAGAGAAAUGUGAGGGCUGCAUAGAAAGGCUGGAAACCAGCCUCCUACGCCAUGAUUCCACACUGCAGGGGGAUGCAAUUUUUAAAAAGAACUUCAAUCUGUUAGCAUUCAAGAGCAUUAUAUUACUGUGAAGGGAGUGAGUAGCCACAUUUGUAACAAGAUGGAACGUUCUGGAACUAUUCCUUUAAAAGUUGAAAAGGUAGGGUGUGUGCUUGCUAGGCAUGUAAGCCAGAUGUGCUCCAGAGUGCUGAGAGUCCCCGAUGAAAGGUUAACAAGAAGCUAGUAUAUUUUUUAUAUUUUUGUAACAAUUGCUUUUUUCAUGGUGGGUAGGAGGGUUAGUAUUUAUAGUCCUAACAAGUCCAAUAAUUUUUAUAAGUGUCUUCAAAUUAUAAAUAAUCCUCCAAAUUUUGCAAUGUUUACAUGUUUUUUUUAAAGAUGACAAUUAUGCUUGAUUUGCUUUUUAAAUAAAAGUUUAGCUGUUCUAAGAGAUUAACUUCAAA
Messenger RNA from Meriones unguiculatus (Mongolian gerbil), 4098 nucleotides. RefSeq names its product glutamic--pyruvic transaminase 2 (gene Gpt2). The transcript has 12 exons. Bases 601 to 2187 code for a protein of 528 amino acids. The record is from RefSeq and is a predicted model, not a curated record. Gene Ontology annotation, biological process: biosynthetic process. Lineage: Eukaryota; Metazoa; Chordata; Mammalia; Rodentia; Muridae. Gene Ontology annotation, molecular function: pyridoxal phosphate binding; L-alanine:2-oxoglutarate transaminase activity.